Messenger RNA from Plutella xylostella (diamondback moth), 1341 nucleotides. RefSeq names its product peroxisomal biogenesis factor 11ab (gene Pex11ab). The record is from RefSeq and is a predicted model, not a curated record. Lineage: Eukaryota; Metazoa; Arthropoda; Insecta; Lepidoptera; Plutellidae. Gene Ontology annotation, biological process: peroxisome fission. Gene Ontology annotation, cellular component: peroxisomal membrane.
CUUGUUCUAAUGUUCUUGUUCAAUCAACUUUGCAACUUUCAAGGUUUUCCGAGAACAAUAAUAACACAAUACGUAAAUAAACAAAAACAACUUUCAGAUCUUAUUGUUUAAAUAUAUAAAAUACAACGACCUCUUGUGUUACAUAUACAUUUUUAGCAGGAUCAGCAUUUUUCCUAUAAUCUGCUAUGAUUAUUUUGUUAUAAAUACUGGUACCCGGUCAAGUUGAUAAGAUUAAGAUAUCUUUAAUACUAUUUAUAGUGUACGGAAUUUAAGUUACAAUAAUAAAAUUGCCAUAAAACUAAAUUAUACCUUUGAUCAUACUGCAAAAUAAAUUUCAAACUUUGGACUGCUUGAGUAAACAUCAUGGAUGUUAUUGUAAGAGUGAACAAUCAAACUAAUGGAAGAGAUAAAUUAGCAAGAUUAGCACAGUAUGUCAGCAGACUAAUAUGGCAUCAACUUGAGUCCAGGAAUGUGAACAAAUACUCUAUAGAGAGAAUAAGAAGCCUGGAAAAUUCCUUGAGUUCAUUCAGAAAAGUGCUAAGACUGGGAAGAUGUAUAGACACUUUAUAUUCUGCAUUAAACACAAUCCAGCUUGAAGAUCCCUGGUUGAGGUUCACACUGACUCUGAGCAAGGUGGCGCAGGCCUUGUUCCUCUACGCAGACCAUGUGGUGUGGCUGAGCCGAAGCGGAUUCUUUAAGGCUGAAGCUGAUUGGAACAAGAUUGCCAACAAAUUCUGGCUUGUCUCAAUAAUAGCCAAUUUAGCCAGAGAUUUCUAUGAAAUCAUUCACAUUCUAGAAAUGAACACAGUAACUUUAUUGAAGCCAUCUCAGUUCUUAUCUGGUCCUAUGAAGAAUGUUGCUGUAUCAGAUUCCUUGAAGCAUUUAUUAUUUCUAGUGAACUGUCAUAAAGAUGUGUUUGUUGACACUGUGAAGAACUCCUGUGACCUGUUUAUUCCUCUGACUGCCCUUGGAUACACUAAGUUCAGUCCUAGUGUAGUGGGAACACUUGGAGCUGUUUCAUCACUGGCAGCCCUGGUUACUUUAGUUAAACCUAUCACUAAAUUAGUGCCUGCAUGAAAUAUGUUAGUUAUUUGCCCUUUAGGGACUUAGGGGUGAAGGUAGCUUUGUGAUACAAAUUGUUAUUAAAGUAUGGUUGGUUACAUUGGGUACCUACUAAGUGUUAUUUUAAGUUAAAUUAAUACCUAAGAUUGUUAAGUUGGUAUUUUAGAUCAUAAUGGGUUAUGUUUAUUGAAGAUCAUUACAUUUUUUGUAUAUUAAGAAUUAUGUGUACACACAUACAUUUAUACCUACUUAUAAAAAUAAAUAUGAAAUACCUACUUA